Messenger RNA from Coffea arabica (coffee), 1144 nucleotides. RefSeq names its product pathogenesis-related thaumatin-like protein 3.5. Lineage: Eukaryota; Viridiplantae; Streptophyta; Magnoliopsida; Gentianales; Rubiaceae. The record is from RefSeq and is a predicted model, not a curated record.
GGGAACCAAGGAAGGAAGCCUCCCCCCUUUCUGCCUACCCACAGGCCACCGCUUCUUAGUAGUCUCUUCGUAACUCUCCUCAACACGUAUUCUCUCACGCUUAUAAAACUCACACUAAUCAUCUUUCAGCUUCUUAUACCCCAGUCAAAGACCAAGAAGUGAUAUAUGGCAUCUCCUACUGGUGCACUUUCGACCAUCUUGUUUGCCUGCCUUGUAGUUGUAACAGGGAUAAUACUUGCCGAGUCCACGAACUUGACCAUUAUAAACGGCUGCAACGAAACCAUAUGGCCCGGUAUAACACCAAACGACAAUUCAGCACCAGAUACCAACAUCAGCGGAGGUGGUUUUCAAUUGAAGCCUGACCAAUCCGUUGUAUUUUCAGCUCCACCUGGAUGGAAUGGCAGAAUAUGGGGAAGAACCGGGUGCGACUUUGACAAAGAUGGCAGUGGUAAAUGCGAAACUGGUGACUGCGGAAGCACCCUAAAAUGCAAAACUCCGGGGCAACCGCCUGCUUCAAUUGCCCAAUUUGCCUUCGGUAACCUUGAUUAUUAUGAUGUUAGCCUUGUCGAUGGCUUCAACUUGCCAAUCACGGUAAAACCAAUAUCCGGAAAAGGAAAUUGCAGCACCGCAGGUUGCGACAGUGACCUCAGGCCCCAUUGUCCACCGGAGCUUGCAGUCAAUUCCAGUGGGAAAUCUAUCGCCUGCAACAGUGCUUGUAAUGUGUUCAACACAGACGAGUACUGUUGCAGAGGAGCAUUCUCAACUCCCCUCACCUGCGUGCCAACAAAUUAUUCGAGGACGUUCAAGACCGCAUGCCCUGCAGCUUAUAGCUAUGCCUACGAUGACCCCUCCAGUAUCAUCACCUGUUCUGCUACAGACUAUGUAGUCACAUUUUGCUCGUCAACGAAUCAAACACGGUGCACAUAUCAUGACAGGACGCUUACCUGUAAUGAAGCAAAGGGUCCAACCACAUUUUCUCUUGUGGGGAACAUGCUGCUGCUAGCUUUACCAACCGUAUUGAACCUAGGAUCUAUGUUUUGAUAGAUAAUCUUAGUGCAGGACAAAUUUUGGCAAUGGAAUGUUGUUCCCCUUUAUCAUGUACUUAAUUCCUUUUUGCUAUAGUGGUGAUUUUACGUUUAGUGCC